AUGGUAUCCUUCACGGCUCUCGUUACCACUUUUCUUGCAGUUGCUGGUGUUGCAAUCGCCACGCCAACACCAAAGCUCGCUGAACAGCCGGUGGUAACCUAUCUCGGUACCCAAGGACCUAUUCUUUCAAGCGGUGCAUGGACAUCCAAGGGCAUAGUCUAUACCUCGGGAACUGUACCUUCGUUCAACGGAACGAUUGUAUCAGGCGGCAUUGAAGCUCAAACGGCUCAAGUCAUCAAGAACAUUGCCGUUAUCCUCGAGGAAGCUGGCACAUCGUGGGACUAUGUUAUGAAGACUACUGUCUUCCUUGCCAACAUGUCAGACUACACGGCUAUGAACGAGGUCUAUGCUGCUAUGCUACCCAGCCCAAAGCCUGCACGUACCGCUGUUGAGGUUGGCAAGUUGCCGGGCAACUUUUUGAUCGAGGUUGAGGCUAUCGCUGCCAUUCCGGACUCAUGA
Messenger RNA from Alternaria postmessia, 459 nucleotides. RefSeq lists its product as uncharacterized. The transcript has 3 exons. Gene Ontology annotation, cellular component: mitochondrion; cytosol. Gene Ontology annotation, molecular function: deaminase activity. Bases 1 to 459 code for a protein of 152 amino acids. The record is from RefSeq and is a predicted model, not a curated record. NCBI's taxonomy places the organism in Eukaryota, Fungi, Ascomycota, Dothideomycetes, Pleosporales, Pleosporaceae.